UUCAACCAAACCCAUCCAUUAAUCUUCAACUACAAAGCAAGAAUGGUGGCGUCACUCUUCUCUGCAAGAAACGCUUUCUUUAUAAGCUUAUGCUUAUUUGCAGCAUUGUACCGGUCGGUUUUAAGUAGACCGGCUAGGUUUGAGGAUGACUUUAGGAUCACUUGGUCAGAUGCUCAUAUCACUCAACUCGAUGGAGGAAGAGCCAUUCAGCUCAAAUUAGACCCUAGCUCAGGAUGUGGGUUCGCUUCGAAGAAGCAGUACUUGUUUGGCCGCGUGAGCAUGAAAAUCAAACUCAUCCCCGGUGAUUCGGCGGGAACUGUUGCAGCCUUCUAUAUGAAUUCGGAUACGGAUUCUAUAAGAGACGAGCUAGAUUUUGAGUUCUUGGGAAAUCGAAGUGGACAACCGUACACUGUGCAAACAAACGUGUUUGCUCAUGGUAAAGGCGAUAGAGAACAAAGAGUUAACCUUUGGUUUGACCCUUCUCGUGAUUUCCAUGAGUACGCCAUUUCAUGGAACCAUCUCCGUAUUGUGUUCUACGUAGACAAUGUGCCCAUUAGGGUUUAUAAGAACAAUGAGGCGAGGAAAGUUCCAUACCCGAGAUUCCAACCAAUGGGUGUAUAUUCGACGUUGUGGGAAGCAGAUGAUUGGGCAACUCGUGGAGGAAUGGAGAAAAUCAAUUGGUCGGGAGCACCAUUUUAUGCUUACUACAAAGAUUUUGAUAUAGAAGGAUGUCCGGUUCCGGGACCAGCAAAUUGUCCCGCUAAUCCUAAAAAUUGGUGGGAAGGCAGUGCAUACCACCAAUUGAGUCCGGUAGAGGCUCGAGGUUAUAGAUGGGUCCGAGUAAACCAUAUGGUUUAUGAUUAUUGUACCGAUAAGUCUCGGUUCCCUAUUCCUCCCCCAGAAUGCUCGGCUGGAAUAUGAUCCAAACAAAUGCUGUCAUAAAAGCAAGAAAAAGUGCCAAGUGGUUAUUCCAUAGGGGACGUUGCAGUGUAUGUGAAGUUGUUUCUUUUUAGUUAAAAGGCCCUUUGUAUGUGAAGGCCUUUGUAUGUGAAGUUGUUGAUGAAUCUUGUGGUGUAUGACGAUCGAACUGUAAUCGAUCUGAUUGUGAUCAAAUGUUCAUAUAUUUUGUCUCUUUAAAUUUUUCCAUUAUGUAUUUUGUCUUAUUAAUGAUUUCUAUUAUUAAUAAUGUUAAGAGAAAUAAUCAUGUUUGUAUGUAA
Eutrema salsugineum is the source of this 1217-nucleotide messenger RNA. Its product is annotated as probable xyloglucan endotransglucosylase/hydrolase protein 7. Gene Ontology annotation, molecular function: xyloglucan:xyloglucosyl transferase activity; hydrolase activity, hydrolyzing O-glycosyl compounds. The record is from RefSeq and is a predicted model, not a curated record. Gene Ontology annotation, biological process: cell wall biogenesis; xyloglucan metabolic process. Gene Ontology annotation, cellular component: cell wall; apoplast. The transcript has 4 exons. NCBI's taxonomy places the organism in Eukaryota, Viridiplantae, Streptophyta, Magnoliopsida, Brassicales, Brassicaceae. The coding region runs from base 43 to 921 and encodes 292 amino acids.